Messenger RNA from Sardina pilchardus (European sardine), 915 nucleotides. RefSeq names its product P2Y purinoceptor 13-like. The transcript has a single exon. The record is from RefSeq and is a predicted model, not a curated record. Gene Ontology annotation, molecular function: G protein-coupled purinergic nucleotide receptor activity. Gene Ontology annotation, biological process: negative regulation of adenylate cyclase activity; G protein-coupled receptor signaling pathway. Gene Ontology annotation, cellular component: membrane. Bases 1 to 915 code for a protein of 304 amino acids. Lineage: Eukaryota; Metazoa; Chordata; Actinopteri; Clupeiformes; Clupeidae.
AUGGAGUUCUUCCACCAGGUGAUGGCCUGUCUCUAUUUUGGCCUGUUCAUCCCUGCUAUUGUGCUAAACGUUGUGACGUCCUUCAUCUCCUGGAAGCUGAAGGUCAAAUCUGCAUUCAUCGUCUACCUGAAGAGCCUUGUGGUGGCUGACUUCCUGAUGACCUUGAUGAUCCCACUGAAGGCUCUGAGCGAUUUGCCGGGAGCUUCUCUGGGGUUAAAGGUGCUCGGCUGCCAUAUUAGCUCAUUAUUCUACUUUUGUCUGUACAUGAGUAUCAUACUGAUGGGUCUCAUCAGCCUCGACCGCUUCUUCAAGAUCGUUCGGCCCGCUGGGAGACUGCUUGGCCAGAGCGCUCUGUUUGGCAGGGUGGCUGUCAUCAUUGUCUGGACUCUCUUGCUCAGUGUGAAUACCGUACCUAACAUGAUAUUCAACAGUGGAAAGCCUACAAAUGACUCAGCAGAGGUGUGCAUGUCCAUGAAGAGUGAGCUUGGGAAGCGCUAUCAUAAAGUGGUGACCUACGAUUGCUUCGGGAUUUUCCUGGUUGUCUCUGCCGUCAUGGGACUCUGUUACACAUGCAUCUCAAAGAGGGUCAUCACGUCGCACCGAACAUCGGGGAGCACGGCCGUAGAGGGACGACGAAAGAUCAAAGCGCGAGUGUUUGUCGUCCUGGCCGUGUUCCUGGUCUGCUUCGCCCCCUACCACAUCGUACGCAUCUUUUAUGCCCCAACGCAAGAGGAGAAUAAGCUCAGCUGCCACUGGGCGUUACUGAAGGUGGCUAAAAGCGUCACGCUGUGGCUCGCCACCACCAACGUCUGUCUGGACCCCCUCAUCUACAUACUGCUGUGCAAAGCCUUUCGGGAUAAGUUCUAUGAGUACAAGAUAUUUGGACAAUGGACUUCCAUUACCACAGCACUUUGA